This is a messenger RNA of Penicillium antarcticum, 795 nucleotides long. RefSeq lists its product as uncharacterized. Lineage: Eukaryota; Fungi; Ascomycota; Eurotiomycetes; Eurotiales; Aspergillaceae. The transcript has 3 exons. The annotation marks the transcript as partial. The record is from RefSeq and is a predicted model, not a curated record.
ACGAUUCCCUGGGUUGGAGACGGACCCGAUUACGUCCAGGGUUAUGGCGCCGAAGUCCUCGACUCGCAUGGUGAUGUGACUUCCUAUGCAAUCAGUUGCCUUGCCACCAAAACUGCCUGUCAGCCGUUCUCGCCCGAUCUGACAGUCAUUGCUGGACCUGGUACAUAUGAUAUGAUUGGCACUGGGGUUGCUUUUGACAUCAAGUCGGACUGCACGUUUAUAGGUGAGCCUACACGCACCUUGGCGACUUGUGUCCAAACAAUCUCAUACCAUAGCACUCCACGCGUCAUUACAUCCUCAAUUACUGUCACUGGAACCCAGAACUUGAUGACUGGAAUCUACGCUGCUAUGCUGCGCAUGACCGAAACUGGAAAGCCUACUACGACGGAGCAGUCUACCACAACCGAGGAACUUGCCACGACCGAGUUACCCGCUUCGACCGCUACUUCGAGCCUUGCUACCACCACUACUGAAAGCAGUACAAUGACGGAACCCUCGACUGCUGCUAGAAAUGAAACUCAAGCCUCAGAAGUGACUGGCAUCCAGAUCCCCCCUCGGCCUGGUAAUUCAACCAGUUAUUCGAACAGCACCGAGACCGUGACUGUGACGAUGAUUGUCACCGAGACCCCGGCAGCUUUUACUUCCAAGUGUGACUGUGAAUACCCUACUCAUGCACAGACGGACGAAACAGUGCUUUCAAGGAUCAAACCCAACGUGGGAAACACCAUCACGGCAAAGAGGGCAGCUAUGAUGCUGAUGGGUGCCAUUCUCGUUGUCAUUGUCUUUUGCAUCUGA